UUCUUAGUUGACGUUGAGUUAUUUGACUCUCACCUUCGGUAUGUAGACCAAUCAGUGACAUUGAAAGCAUGUGCUGGUUUGAAUGGUAUUAAGUUGGGAGGCCAAGUUCUAACCGUGGUUCAAGCUGUCCCAGAUCCAGCAGCAAUUAAACCUGGUGCUCUGAGUUCUCUAUCCGGGAGCUGCUUCUGGGACCACAGUAUCUCAUGUUUCCGACAUUGUUGGCCCUACAGGAGUGGUGUAUGCAGUCGAGUUUUCACAUCACAGUGGAAGGGACUUAGUCAACAUGGCUAAGAAGAGAACAAAUGUUAUUCCUAUUAUCGAAGAUGCUAGACAUCCAGCCAAGUACCGUAUGUUGGUCGGAAUGGUGGAUGUAAUAUUUUCAGAUAUUGCUCAGCCAGAUCAGGCAAGAAUUUUGGCUCUAAGUGCAUCAUAUUUUCUCAAGGCUGGAGGUCACUUUGUCAUCUCAAUUAAGGCAAACUGUAUCGAUUCUACUGUUCCUGCCAAGAUAGUAUUUUCCCAGGAAGUGAAGAAGCUGCAGGCGGAUCAGUUCAAGCCUUUUGAGCAAGUUACUCUCAAGCCCUUUGAGCGAGACCAUGCUUGUGUCGUCGGUGGCUAUCGCAUGCCGAAGAAACGGAAAGCUACCCCUGCAUCAUAAAA
This is a messenger RNA of Syzygium oleosum, 657 nucleotides long. Its product is annotated as rRNA 2'-O-methyltransferase fibrillarin 2-like. The coding region runs from base 284 to 655 and encodes 123 amino acids. The transcript is spliced from 5 exons. The record is from RefSeq and is a predicted model, not a curated record. Gene Ontology annotation, molecular function: RNA binding; rRNA methyltransferase activity; histone H2AQ104 methyltransferase activity. Lineage: Eukaryota; Viridiplantae; Streptophyta; Magnoliopsida; Myrtales; Myrtaceae. Gene Ontology annotation, cellular component: box C/D methylation guide snoRNP complex; small-subunit processome; nucleolus. Gene Ontology annotation, biological process: rRNA methylation; box C/D sno(s)RNA 3'-end processing.